Angiostrongylus costaricensis is the source of this 5673-nucleotide messenger RNA. NCBI's taxonomy places the organism in Eukaryota, Metazoa, Nematoda, Chromadorea, Rhabditida, Metastrongylidae. The record is from the annotation of a GenBank genome assembly.
AUGUUUGAGAGCGAUGACGUGGAGGAGGAGCAAAUUCAAUUGCAGGCAGUUGAGAUUGACGCUAACUAUGAUGAUCGCGUACAAAGGAUUAAGUCGAACGACUUAAUUGAUUUAAAAUUUGGUUUCGAACGCUAUACGGGAGCAGCAGAGAGGAGCUCAUGGUUGAUUAAUUUCCAACCCUCAGAAGUUAUUGAUGAGCAAAGCAAAGCGAUAUUAUCUUCUGUGGAUUUUUAUUUCAUCGAAGAUGGUGGCAAACGCUUUAAGGUAUCAUAUCCUUUCCGACCAUAUUUUUAUAUAUGUGCCACCGAUGGCAAUGAACAUCAAGUAACAUCAUUUUUGUCGAAGAAGUAUGGUUUUCUAACCUCUGAUAUUGUUGAAAAAGAAGAUCUGGAUUUGAAAAAUCACCUUUCUGGGUUAAAAAGAACAUAUAUAAAGCUCUCAUUUCCCAGCACUAGUGAGCUAGGAAAGGUAAAAAGGGACAUACUUCCAAAUGUUCGUAAGAACAAGGAGAGAAUAAAGAGGGAGUCUCAGUACUGUUCGUACCUUGCAAGGUUAGUGAACAUGGGAGAGUCCAGUUACGAUGUACAAGAUGAUGACGUCAUGUCUAACAUUAUAGACAUUCGAGAAUAUGACGUGCCCUACCACAUGAGAGUUGCUAUCGAUGAGAAGUUCUUUAUCGGUAAAUGGUAUUCCGUGCGAGGUAUUAGUGCAAAUAGACGACCCAGUAUAGUAAGCAAUCCUGCUUUGAUGAUGCCUGUAGAUCCUAUCGUAUUGGCAUUCGACAUCGAAACAACGAAACUUCCUCUCAAAUUUCCGGAUUCUGCCAGUGAUGAAAUCAUGAUGAUUUCCUACAUGGUCGACGGGAAAGGUUUCCUGGUUAUAAAUCGUGACAUCGUUUCUGAAGAUAUUGAACAAUUUGAAUAUACUCCGAGAGAAGAGUUCAAGGGAGAGUUCUCCAUAUUCAACGAGAUCAAUGAGAUAGCAACUAUAAGAAGGUUUUUCGACCAUAUCUUGGAGGUCCAGCCAAACAUCAUUGUUACUUAUAACGGAGAUUUCUUCGACUGGCCCUUUGUUGAAACACGUGCACGUAUUCGUGGCAUAAAUAUGAUGGAAGAAAUUGGAUUUUCAAAGGACUCUCUUGAUGAGUAUAAAAGUCGAAAUUGUGCUCAUAUGGAUGCAUUCAGGUGGGUAAAGCGUGACUCCUAUCUUCCCAUGGGUAGUCAGAAUCUGAAGGCUGUUGCUAAGGCUAAGUUGGGUUACGAUCCGAUUGAGGUAGAUCCCGAAGAAAUGUGUAAAAUGGCUCGAGAAGAACCACAGGUGAGUUUUAUACUAUCCUAUCCUUUGCUACUGUUUAGAGUGCUUAGGAAAGGAUCAGGGACUUUAUGUGAAGCCCUUCUCAUGGUUGAAGCUUUCCAGCACAAUAUCAUAUUUCCGAAUAAAUUCGUAGAUGCAGACGAAGUGAAAUGUACGAGCGAUGGACACCGGAUCGAUUCUGAAACAUAUGUUGGAGGACAUGUGGAGGCUUUGCAAGCUGGCAUUUUCCGUGCUGAUAUUCCUUGCAGAUUCCGUUUGGUACCAGCAGCCUUGAAAAGUCUGAGAGACUCUGUCCCUAAGACGUUGGAAAGAGAGCUUUUGAGGGAGUGUAACAUUUCCCUAGAUAGUGUUUUGGAUUUUGAUGAGCGGUGUGCCGAGGUUCAAGAAACAUUUAACAAUCUCCUUGCCAUCCCUGCCAGAAUGGAAAAUCCACGAAUAUAUCACUUAGAUGUUGGUGCAAUGUAUCCAAACAUAAUUCUGACCAAUCGACUACAGCCUUGUGCUGUAGUAAACGAGGAAGUAUGCAUGGCGUGUUCGUACAAUCGACCAGACGCUAAGUGCAAACGAAUCAUGGAUUGGGAAUGGAGAGGAGAACUCGUUCCGGCUAGUCGGGGUGAGUUGCAACAAAUCAUCCAACAGCUGGAAGGGGAGACAUUUGGCAAACCACCAAGAGCUUUUCGUCAAUUGGAUAAGAAGGAAAGACAAUUUAUCGAGAAGAAGAGAAUACAGGAUUAUUCCCGUCGAGUUUACGGUAGAACUCAUCUGGCUCGCACUGAGAUGCGUCAGACCAUGAUUUGUCAACGAGAGAAUUCAUUCUAUGUAGACACGGUGAAGGCCUUUCGCGAUCGUCGAUACGAAUACAAGGAGUUAUUAAAGAAAGCAAAGUUAUCACUGAGUGAACUGCCGAGAGAUGACUUAGCAAGCAUUAAAGCAGCAAAAGGUCGCGUAACCUUAUAUGAGUCAUUACAGCUGGCUCAUAAGUGUAUUCUUAAUUCGUUUUAUGGUUAUGUUAUGAGGAAAGGAAGUCGUUGGUUUUCGAUGGAAAUGGCUGGCAUAGUUUGUCAUACUGGUGCAAAGAUUAUCACUGAAGCAAGAAAACUUGUUGAGCAAAUUGGCAAACCACUUGAAUUGGACACUGAUGGUAUAUGGUGCUUACUACCAGCGUCGUUCCCAGAAAAUGUGACUUUUGCGCUUAAAAAUCAUAAGCGAAGAUCGGUUACUGUGUCAUAUCCUGGAGCUAUGCUUAACGCUCUUGUCAACGAAGGCUUUACGAAUGAUCAGUAUCAUAAUCUGCAACCCGAUGGCUCAUACACCAUUUCUGAAGAGAAUUCGAUCUUCUUUGAGGUGGAUGGUCCUUAUCAAUGUAUGGUUCUGCCAGCUUCAAAAGAGGAAGGGAAAAAACUUAAGAAAAGGUAUGCUGUAUUUAAUCUCGAUGGAUCUCUGGCGGAAUUGAAAGGAUUUGAGGUGAAACGCCGCGGCGAACUAAAUAUCAUCAAGCACUUCCAGUCAGCGGUUUUCAAGGCUUUCCUUCGUGGGUCCAGUUUAGCAGAAGUGUACGAAAGCGCUUCGCGUGAAGCUAAUUAUUGGCUUGAUGUUCUCUUCACAAAAGGUGGUGAAUUGACUGAGCUUGAGCUAUUUGAUCUCAUUUCUGAAAAUAGAAGUAUGUCAAGAAAACUGGAAGAUUACGGAGGCCAGAAAAGUACAAGCAUCAGUACUGCCAGGCGACUAGCUGAGUUUCUUGGUACUGACAUGGUUAAGGAUGCUGGUCUUGCUUGCAAAUUUGUUAUAUCUCGUCAUCCUCUAGGUUCACCUGUAACAGAGCGUGCUGUUCCUAUUGCUAUAUUCCAGGAUAAGGUGAAAUUUCAUUACCUGAAGCUGUGGACAAAGCAGCCCAGUUUAUCUAUGGAUAAGAUGAACAUAAAAGAAUUACUGGAUUGGGACUAUUACAUUGAAAGGCUUGGAAGUUGUAUACAAAAAAUUAUUACUAUACCGGCAGCUUUGCAAGGAUUGCCCAACCCUGUUCCCCGGAUACCUCAUCCUGAUUGGCUUGCCAACAAACUGAAGAAUCGGUACCGAAUUGAGAAAAGAACAUUGAUGCAACAUGGCUUCGAUGAAUGGCUAAAGUUCCUUAAAUUGAAGUGGCGAUUACUUAAAGUGUCUUGUGGAAACAGGAAAAAAGAAUCAGGUAGGGAUACUGUAUCUUAUUUAUUUCUUCUUUUUGCGUCGAUGUGCUAUCCAUUUCAUCUUAGGGCCUACUAUGGUCGAACGAAUGAUAUCGUCGUUCGACGAGUGCUUCCUCAUCACAAGCCAGUUCACUAUUUUGUAGAGCAAAGACUUUUGGAUGAAAUUAACGAAAAACUGUGCAGUUCACGUGUCGAGGGAAUCUAUGAGUCUCAAGUCCCACUAAUUUUUCGAGCAGUUUCUCAAAUUGGGUGCCUUUGCCGCCCUCUCGCUCCCCCGCUUAGUGGAGUUUAUUCGCUAGAGACUCUCAAAAUGAUUCCUAUGUCAUCUAGUGAAUCAUACCUACCCAGGGAUUUUGUGCGAGUGGUGUUCGUUUACAAGUUUUCCCAGGAUAGUCGAGAAGUAUGGGCAGUGAUUGACGAAGGGGCCUCGGCAGGGUCAUUUUUUAUCGUUCAAAGGGGAGAAGUGGCAAUGCCAAAUAUGGACAAGAUAUACACUCAAAUAUAUGAGAAAGAGCAACUGGAAUCAAUAAGUCACAUAAGUGCGGCGAUCAAAUUCACCACGCGUCAUUUUCGCCUAGCUACUGAAGCUGAGAAAGAGAUUAAUAGGGUUGAUCUCUUUUUUGGAUGUGUCCACGUUUCAUUUUUAUCGAUAACACUAUCGGUCAUCAUAAGAUUUUUGCAGGCAAAACGAGUAGUUAAUCUUUCGCUAUUCCCUCAUGUACGGAUAUCUGUUCAAGAGCCAAGUUCUUUAUUGAACGUGAUGGAAUGGCAAAGAGUGAUCGCAAAGCGAAUAUGCAAGCAUUUCUUUAACAGUUUCAUAUAUAUGAAGGACUAUGCUGAUUGGGCUCGAUAUCUCCAUGCCCCUAUUGGGAGUGUACCUAACGACGCUGGCAUUUUCGGUUUAGAUCUGUUCUUUGCGAGAAAUCUGCAGCGAGCCGGACACGUUCUAUGGGCUUCACCAUCAAGUCGACCAGAUCUCGGUGGCAAAGAAUUGGACGAUCUUCGCUUAUGCUCAGAUUGGAAACCACUGAGCAAGGACGAAACUGUAUUGUUGAACACACCUUCAUUUUGCGAUAGUUUCUGCGUAGAAUUCGAACUUGAGGCUGUUGCGCUUACUGCAUUGGUGCAACGAGGUCGUUUGUUGGACGCAGAAGGAACUGACGAUGCUGUUGCAUUCGACUCUACAGUUGUAUUACUAUCCGAUGUAUAUAGUGGUUUAAAUACAAUAUCGGCUUUCGACGAAGGCGCGGCUGUUGAUGCUGCAUUGAAAAUUCUGAAGCAUAUGUUAAUGGAAUGUGUCCGGGAUAUCGCUCACAGUGCGAACAAGCGAGCUGAUCAAGUCGUUAUGUCGUGGCUCCACUCCCCAAAUUCGCUUCUGUAUGACUCAGCCAUUACGCGGAGCAUAACAAUUUUAGAAAAAAAACUUGUUUUGUUGCUAGUAGCAGAAUGCGAACGACUAGGAUCGAAGGUCCUUCACGCUGCACCGGCACGAUUAGUUUUGGAUACUGGUAAAUGCGAUAGAGAGCAAGGUGCUGCAUUCACAGAUUUGCUACUGCAGUCACUUGGUCAAAACCCGCUAUUUGCUGCAUUACAUAUGAGACCUAUUCAUAGAUGGAGCACAUUACUGUGGUAUGACGCCUACAAUCAUACUGAAUACUGGUGUACUCUUACGUUAUUUCAGAUCUACAAGGCAUUGUCGUGCGAUUCAGCAGUAGAAGACAGCGUGGAAAAUCUCCGCGAGAAUCUUUAUCGAAUUUUGGAUACUACAGAGUUGCCGCACCCCAAAAAUACUAUAUACCUACCGAACAUAUUUUGUAAUGACUGUUCUCUUGCAACGACUUUAGAUGUAGGAGACAAAACGUCGUGGACAUGCAAAGAGUGUGGACAGUUGUUCCUGAAGUCUUACAUUGAUGAAAUGAUUGCUGAGCGAGUAAACACGUUGCUGACGGCGUUUCUUCUCCAAGACCACAUUUGUAGUAAAUGUAAAUUGGUGGGUAUCAGACAAGACAAUCUGUCAAAGUAUUGCGAGUGUUCUGGUACGUUCGUAAAUGUCAUAUCUGCCGAUGAAUUUCUUCGAGAUAUGCGAACAGCUGGUGAAAUUGGAGAGGAAUUUGAGCUACCUAUGACGGUCGAAGUUAGUCGGUGGAUAAUAGCAGGGAUAAAUUUGGAUGUUUAA